Messenger RNA from Exserohilum turcica Et28A, 2545 nucleotides. RefSeq lists its product as uncharacterized. Gene Ontology annotation, cellular component: eukaryotic translation initiation factor 2B complex. The coding region runs from base 5 to 2131 and encodes 708 amino acids. The transcript has 4 exons. The record is from RefSeq and is a predicted model, not a curated record. Lineage: Eukaryota; Fungi; Ascomycota; Dothideomycetes; Pleosporales; Pleosporaceae. Gene Ontology annotation, molecular function: translation initiation factor activity; translation initiation factor binding; guanyl-nucleotide exchange factor activity. Gene Ontology annotation, biological process: biosynthetic process.
CAACAUGCCACCAAAAGGGAAGAAGGCGCAGGACAGGGGCAAGUCGGGCGAGGAGGAGCGUGACGAGCCGCUGCAGGCCGUGAUUCUCGCAGACCCAUUCGAGACACGCUUCAGCCCCUUCACACUCGAGCACCCCAGAUGUCUUCUGCCCCUCGCCAACACCCCGCUUAUCGAGUACACGUUCGAGUUCCUCGCCAACGCCGGCGUAGAAGAAGUCUUUGUAUAUUGCGGCGCACACCGGGAACAGGUCGAGGACUACGUACAGGCCUCCAAAUGGUCUUCCAAGUCGUCGCCCUUUUCAAAACUAGACCUCAUCCAGUCGACAUCGCACUCAAUCGGAGAUGCGAUGCGCGACCUGGACAGCAGGGGCCUGCUAGUCGGUGACUUCCUCUUGGUGUAUGGCGACGUGGUCAGCAAUCUGCCGCUGGAGUCUGCGCUCGCAGCGCACCGGGCGCGGCGAGCCAAGGACAAGAAUGCCAUCAUGACCAUGGUGCUGCGUGAGGCGGGCACAAAUCACAGGACCAAGGCUCAAGAAACUAGCCCCGUCUUUGUUAUUGACCCACGCAAAGACCGAUGCUUACACUUUGAACACAUGCCCAACCGCGACCAGACGCACCAUCUCUCCAUCGACCCCGAAAUCCUUUCGACCCACCAGGAAAUCGAGGUUCGCCAGGAUCUGAUAGACUGCGGUAUUGACAUUUGCACACCCGACGUGCUGGCCUUGUGGAGCGACAACUUUGAUUUCCAAGCGCCCCGCAAGGGCUUCCUACAUAGCGUGUUGAAAGACUAUGAGCUCAACGGCAAGACGUUCCACACACAUAUCAUAUCAGACCAUUACGCGGCAAGAGUACGGAAUCUCCACGCUUACGACGCGGUCAGCAAGGAUAUCGUCUCACGCUGGGCAUAUCCACUAUGUCCAGACAGCAAUCUGGUCCAAGGGCAGUCCUACCGGCUGCAAAAGCGCAAUGCGUACAAAGAGGAGGGUGUCAUUCUUGCCCGCGAUUGCAUUGUGGGGCCCAGAACAGUUAUUGGACGAGGCACCAGUGUAGGCGACAAGAGUGUCAUUACGAACAGCAUCAUUGGAAGGCACUGCCAGAUUGGCCGCAAUGUCAAGAUUGAUGGGGCGUACAUCUGGGACUACGCGAGCAUAGGAGACGGCAGCACCGUGACCAAGGCAAUUGUCGCCAACGAAGCGACGAUAGGGCGACGGUGUACCAUAGAGGCCGGUGCGCUGAUUUCGUACGGAGUUAGCAUUGGUGAAGACAUGACCAUCCAGGGAGAACAUCGAAUCACAAGAACAAGACGAAGGCGAGAGGAAGGCGAGGAAGUCGUCCGAGGUGACCCGGAUCCUACGAUUGUUGGUGAAAAGGGCAACGGGUUCGAGUUCUACGAUUCCGACGAGGAUGAUGAGGACGAAAUUGUUGAGGGUCUUGUGAUCAGGGGACCGAUGUACAACUUGUCAAACGAGUCAAUAUCCACGCUAAACUCGGAUUCAGAAGCGGACGAAUACGACAUGGAGCGCCGCGAGAGAUCAGCAACGAGCAGUUUCCUUUCGGUUGGCUCUGGAGACAGCCAGCACGCAGCAAACUUUGACCAUGAUGCCUCGGCCAGUAUCUACGAUUCGCUAGUCGAGGGCCAUGAAUCCGCCAACAUCCAGCUGGAGCUUACGGCACUUCGUAUGAGCACCAACGCCUCGGACCACCAGGUCAGGCGUGCGGUCGUGACUAGUUUCGUCAAGCGUGUGACUCAACUCAUCAAGUCGGGUGAGGCGGUUAAGAGCGCCGUCGCACAGGUCUUUGGGCAGCACAAGGAGCUCAUUGACCGGUCCAUCUUCGACAAGAACGCCCAAGACAAGGCUGACCAGGUCGACUUUUUGCUCUUGCUUCAAGCAGACCUCAGCAACAAGGAGAAUGGUGACAGCAUCCUGCUCAGUGCAACGACCAAGCUGGUUGAGCUGGACUCUAUCGAAGAGGAGGGCAUGGUGCAAUGGUGGGAAGGCGAGAAGAGCACCGAGAACGCGGACAUGGCCAAGGUGCGCGAGAAGACAAAAUCGCUCAUCGAUUUCCUACAGCAGGAGAGCGAAGAGGAGAGCGAGGAAGAGGAGGAUGACGAGAGUGAAGAGGAUGACUAGACGAGUGUUUUGUUGAGCGGUUUCACUCGAUGCUUGCCAAGGCGGGAUAGCAUUGCACAAGCGGGUUGCUUUUUUAGCCAUUAGUGGAGCAGAUGCAGCGAAGCAGUUUGCAAAGAAGUUUAUCCUUUGUGCGGUUCUCCCCCAACUUUGACAGGGUGGAAAACCAAUAUGGAAUGACAUCGUCAUUCUGCGCCUGUCAAGCCACAGCAUGGCACAGAGCAGUACCUCUUGUCGCGUUCUUUUCUUCUUCUUUUUAUUCUCUCUUUUUUUUGCCUUUGACUGCCUGGAUUCGCGAACGAGUCGUGGUGAAACGCAAAGGCAGAUGCUGCUGGAGUACAUGAAAAAGGCCAACGAAGGGGGCGUUUCAGCGAGGCGUGUCUUUGGGCGCACGUGGUUGCGAGAGGCGCGGGUUGC